Messenger RNA from Rotaria sp. Silwood2, 348 nucleotides. The record is from the annotation of a GenBank genome assembly. NCBI's taxonomy places the organism in Eukaryota, Metazoa, Rotifera, Eurotatoria, Philodinida, Philodinidae.
AUGGAUGACAUUGAAAAUCAUGAUAAUGAUGAUGAUGAUGAUGGAUGGAAAAUGCUUAAACCAGAUAUUAUAUUAUUUGAAACAUCGAUUUGGGAUUUGGAUAAACCUAUACCUCAUCCAAUUUUGGAUAAUCCAGCAAAAAUGAUGCGAAUUAUUGCUAAUCCACUUUAUGAUAAAUUAACUAUAUCACGUGCAGCUAGUAUGCACAAAUAUAAUUUUACACCAUGUGUUCGACAAUCACGACAAUCACGACAAUCACGACAAUUGAAGAGAUCAAAAGAAAAAACCAUGAAUUUACCAUCUAAACCUUUAGAUACUGAACAAACUAUAAUAACGGCAAGUUUUUAA